GUUUCCCCAUCUUCUCAUUUUCAGUCAAACUUACGUGAACGACCCCUCUCGAGUUCUUUUUGGUGGUUGGUGUUGAAAUUGCAAGGAGGGAACGGGGAAAAUUGUGAUCGGACGACGGAGGAGGUGUGUUGGUGAACGAUGACGGGGUGCAGCUUAUGGAUAUCAACGGGGGAUCAUCGGAACAACGAUAUCAAUUCGAAUAACAAUGGUUUGUGGGGGUUUAGCAACGAAAGAGAACACGAUUUGGCUUUGAUGGUUAGCGAUUUCCUGGAAAACAACGGUGGUAGCGGCGGCGCCGAUUCUUGGUGUAGCAGCGACAGCGAGUCGGGUUUCUCCGAUCUUAUCCACCUUGCUGAUAAAAUUCCCUACCAUAAGCACUCGGUCUGUCAAUAUGAUUUGGACUUGUUGUCUGUGGUUCAUUCGCUUGUAUUAUCGAUGGCUGAGACAGACCUCCACUUUGUGAGUUCGGGUCCAUGUAAUGCGAGCUGCAUUAGAUAUCAUCUUGUAAAGCUGUUGAGGCUUUCUGGCUAUGAUGCUGCUCUGUGUGUAUCAAGGUGGCAGCGUUGUGGCAAAGUUCCAGGAGGUGAUCACGAGUAUAUUGAUGUGGUCAAUUACAACAAUGGGAGUUCUGAGCGUUUGAUUAUUGAUAUCGACUUCCGAAGCCAUUUUGAGAUAGCUAGAGCAGUUGAUUCUUACUAUCAAAUACUGAAUUCACUACCAGUUGUCUAUGUUGGCUCCUUGGCUCGGUUGAAACAAUUGCUUCAACUUAUGGUUGAAGCCGCUAGGUCGUCUCUCAAGCAAAACUCAAUGCCGUUCCCUCCGUGGAGAUCUCUUGCUUAUUUGCAAGCGAAGUGGCAAUCACCCUACCAACGACAGAUUGCUCCUAUUGAACACGAUAUUAUUGGCGGCAAUGUUUCUUCUUGUCAUAAACAGUGCAAAGGGCAUUUAAGGAGGCUGCAGCCUUCGCUUCAGUCUGAAUUAGAAGCAGAACGGCUACUGAAACCCAUAAACAUCGAUAAUACCAGAAGAUUGAAGCAUGACAGGGCAAGACGCUCAUCAUUCAGGGCUCUCUGACAUGUACAGAUUUUUGAACUGGGAGAUUGAAAUUCAUUUUUUUACCUUUUUUGAGAGAUGAAUUGUAUUGCGGCCUUUUCUUUUAGCUAUUCUUUUUCUUGAUAGUGAAUAAGUGCGGACCUUGGAAUGAAGGGUCGGUUCUUAUGGCACAUUAAGUCAAUAACAUGCAGUGUUUUGUUGUUCAGACAUCUUCAUUUCUUAUCUCGAGCUGCGGAGCUAUGCCUAUGCUUCUCGUCAAUAUUUUACAUGUUGGUAAGUAACAGUAUUGUUUUACGAGAACAGCUUCGGAAUUGUUUGGUCCGGAAAGUCUACUACACUAUAUAGAUUCUUAUGUGUUUCCCUAGCCUAUUAUUUUUACGAGGUCGGGAAGUUUGUCCUUA
Molecule: messenger RNA, 1454 nt
Organism: Hibiscus syriacus
Lineage: Eukaryota; Viridiplantae; Streptophyta; Magnoliopsida; Malvales; Malvaceae
Exons: 3
Coding region: 139-1074 (311 amino acids)
Source: RefSeq, a predicted model, not a curated record